Molecule: messenger RNA, 1221 nt
Organism: Bufo gargarizans (Asiatic toad)
Lineage: Eukaryota; Metazoa; Chordata; Amphibia; Anura; Bufonidae
Gene: PON2
Product: paraoxonase 2
Exons: 9
Coding region: 80-1150 (356 amino acids)
Molecular function (GO): arylesterase activity
Source: RefSeq, a predicted model, not a curated record
UUGUGCUGCUGCGAUCACAGAGCCACCUCGUCUGCUCCUCUACCUCAAAUGUAAAAAGGUGCAGGGGCAGCACAGCACCAUGGGGAGGCUGCUCACAAUAACCCUUGUUGGGGCGCUCCUGGCUCUCCUGGGGGAAAGGAUCGUGAAUUUCAGUCAUAGAACCAGAUUCUUCAAAGAAGUAGAGCCCAUAGACCUCCCAAACUGUCAGCUCUUAAAAGGGAUAGAGUUUGGUUCUGAAGAUAUUGAUGUUCUUCCUAAUGGUUUGGCCUUUAUAAGUACUGGUCUGAAGUUUCCUGGCUUGAAGGCCUUUGCACCUGACAAACCUGGACAAAUCAUGCUUUUAGACCUGAACGAUGGCGACCUCAGCCCGUCUCCUCUGUCCUUCAGUGAAGGGUUUGACUCGUCCUCCUUCAACCCUCAUGGGUUGAGCACCUACAUUGAUGAGAAGGAUGAUGCGGUCUAUCUCUUUGUGGUGAAUCAUCCUCACUUACAAUCCAUUAUUGAGAUUUUUAGAUUCGUAGAGGAAGAAAAUUCUCUUAUCCAUCUGAAAUCAAUCAAACAUGAACUUCUCAACAGUGUUAAUGAUAUAAUCGCUGUUGGACCUGAGAGCUUCUACGCCACCAACGACUAUUAUUUCUCCAAUUUGCUCAUGAAAGUUGCAGAGGUUUUAAUUGGAUUAUCUUGGACAGGCGUUGUGUAUUACAGUCCUGGAGAUGUCAGACACGUGGCCACAGGAUUUUACAGUGGCAAUGGGAUCACCAUUUCUAAUGACAAACAAUAUAUCUAUGCUGCCGAUGCCACAGGUCAUACAAUUAAUGUCUUUAAAAGGAAUAAAGAUUGGUCACUGUCCCCAGUAAAGGUGGUAGAUCUUGAUACAAUUGUGGAUAACCUGUCGGUGGAUCCAGUCACCGGCGACAUCUGGACGGGGGCUCAUCCGAACGGAUACAAAUUCUUAGUGUACAAAGAAGACGAUCCGCCAUGCUCGGAGGUGGUCCGUGUACAGAAUAUUCUCUCCAAUAACCCCAUCAUCACCAAAGUCUAUGUGGACAAUGGCUCAGUGAUUCAGGGCUCCUCCUGUGCAUCCGUAUACAAGGGGCAGCUACUGGUGGGUACAGUAUACCAUCGAGCCCUGCACUGCCAGCUGGAGUGAUGCUCCUUACACCUUUCGGAUGAUGAAAUGCUACUACCACUGGAUUCCAGUAUUACAAACUUUUGUAAAAU